AGUGCAGGGCCACGACCAGAGCUCACAGCCUUGAACUCCUGGGCGCCCGGGACCCUUCCGCCUCAGCCUUUGGAGUCGUCCUGGGGUUACAGACUGAGCCACCACGCCUGGCUGGAUGGUUAAGAGUUGUUUCUAACUAAAAAAGGAAGGCUCAAAAAUAAGAUUAAUAGAAACGCUAGAGAAACGAGAUAAACUUUCUUUAAUCAUCAUAUAAUCUGAAACUACCAAAAGAGGAUCGUGAGCUUUUAUUAAUAUUUUUUUGAGACGCAGUUUCACUGUUGUCCAGGCUGGAGUGCAAUGGCGCAACCUUAGCUCACGGCAACCUCCGCCUCCCGGGUUCCAGUGAUUCUCCUGCCUCAGCCUCCCGAGUAGCUGGCAUUACAGGCGUCUGCCACCACACCCAGUCAAGAGAAAGAAGCACUGAAGAGUCAUAAUUGUGUCCUGAUUUAUAAAUCGGAGACAGAGGGAGACGAAAACCACACUCCAGAAAGUAGCUUAAUCGGACUCACUACUAAGAUGUUAAAAGUGAAGAGGCUGGAAGAAUUCAACACGUGUUAUAACAGCAACCAGCUGGAGAAAAUGGCCUUUUUUCAGUGCAGGGAAGAGGUGGAGAAAGUGAAGUGUUUUCUGGAAGAAAAUUCUGGGGACCAGGAUUCAAGAUCUGGACAUAAUGAGGCGAAGGAGGUGUGGUCAAACGCCGACCUGACGGAAAGGAUGCCCGUCAAAAGCAAAAGGACAUCAGCCCUCGCAGUUGACAUCCCGGCUCCUCCGGCCCCAUUUGAUCAUCGUAUUGUGACAGCCAAGCAAGGAGCGGUCAACAGCUUCUAUACUGUGAGCAAGACAGAAAUCCUAGGAGGAGGGCGUUUCGGCCAGGUUCACAAGUGUGAGGAGACGGCCACAGGUCUGAAGCUGGCAGCCAAAAUCAUCAAGACCAGAGGCAUGAAGGACAAGGAGGAGGUGAAGAACGAGAUCAGCGUCAUGAACCAGCUGGAUCACGCAAACCUCAUCCAGCUGUACGAUGCCUUCGAGUCUAAGAACGACAUUGUCCUGGUCAUGGAGUAUGUGGAUGGUGGGGAGCUGUUUGACCGCAUCAUCGAUGAGAACUACAAUUUGACAGAGCUUGAUACCAUCCUGUUCAUGAAGCAGAUAUGUGAGGGGAUAAGGCACAUGCAUCAGAUGUACAUUCUCCACUUGGACCUGAAGCCUGAGAAUAUCCUGUGUGUGAAUCGGGAUGCUAAGCAAAUAAAAAUUAUUGAUUUUGGAUUGGCCAGAAGAUACAAACCCAGAGAGAAGCUGAAGGUGAACUUUGGAACCCCAGAAUUUCUCGCCCCUGAAGUUGUGAACUAUGAUUUUGUUUCAUUUCCCACUGACAUGUGGAGUGUGGGGGUCAUCGCCUAUAUGCUACUUAGCGGUUUGUCCCCUUUCCUGGGUGACAAUGAUGCUGAGACGCUGAACAACAUCCUGGCCUGCAGGUGGGACUUAGAGGAUGAAGAAUUUCAGGACAUCUCGGAGGAGGCCAAGGAGUUCAUCUCUAAGCUUCUGAUGAAGGAGAAGAGUUGGCGAAUAAGUGCAAGCGAAGCUCUCAAGCACCCCUGGUUGUCAGACCACAAGCUCCACUCCAGACUCAAUGCCCAGAAGAAGAAGAAGAAUCGUGGCUCUGAUGCCCAGGACUUUGUGACCAAAUAGUCUACAGGAGGCACCCAUUUGGAAGGAAAACUGCUGUGGUUGCUGCUGCUUCGAGACAUUUUUUUUGAAAAAUCAGCAGUUCUGAUGCCUUGACCCCUAUGAUGACUGGUAGUCUUAGCAGGGGGAGCCCUCGACCCUGAAUGUGAACUUGAACUGGAGUGCCUUUGCUGCGCUCAGAGGAACACCCAGCACUGCCGUCUGGUCUCAGGGCGCAAGCACAUCCCUGCACCCGGUGGUAGUGAUGUUGGGAAGAUGUUUCCCUGCCAUCAUGAGAUUUUUUACUCUUUUAAAAAAAUUUUUUUGAUCUUAGUCACUGGGGCAGGGGGUGCAUUAUGUCUGCUAUUUCUCAAAUGACUACAGCCAUGACACUUAAGAUUGAUUGGAGAUUUUAAAACUGGAGGAUGCAUUUAGAGGGAGAAAGCUACUUCCAGCCAUUAGACUAUGCCUUUGGAAGGGGCAAUUAGAUGGCCGGAGAGAAUUCUGACUCCCAUGCACCCUUGAAGACUUAGUUUCACAGACUCUGUCAUUUUGAUUUGGUCUGUGGUCACGUGACUACAAUGGAUAAAUAAUUUGUUUGCUGGAACAGAAGCCAUCUUUCAAUUCUCCAACAAGAGGCAUCAGCCACUGUGUCUUUCA
Molecule: messenger RNA, 2322 nt
Organism: Pan troglodytes (chimpanzee)
Lineage: Eukaryota; Metazoa; Chordata; Mammalia; Primates; Hominidae
Gene: MYLK4
Product: myosin light chain kinase family member 4
Exons: 13
Coding region: 517-1686 (389 amino acids)
Biological process (GO): protein phosphorylation; positive regulation of apoptotic process; intracellular signal transduction
Cellular component (GO): nucleus
Molecular function (GO): protein serine/threonine kinase activity; ATP binding
Source: RefSeq, a predicted model, not a curated record